Capsicum annuum is the source of this 4141-nucleotide messenger RNA. RefSeq lists its product as uncharacterized. Gene Ontology annotation, biological process: regulation of DNA-templated transcription. The transcript has 6 exons. Bases 2251 to 3906 code for a protein of 551 amino acids. The record is from RefSeq and is a predicted model, not a curated record. Gene Ontology annotation, molecular function: DNA binding. NCBI's taxonomy places the organism in Eukaryota, Viridiplantae, Streptophyta, Magnoliopsida, Solanales, Solanaceae.
UGAUAUUUCAACCUUUCAACAGAAGUGUUUUAAAGGGACCAAUCUCUAUCACACAGAAUCAAGAAUGAUCCCAGUUUUUAUGAAUUAAAACUUUUCUGUCCAAAUUCAUCAUUAAUCAAUUUAUAUAACAACCCAAUUCGGCCACUUUUUUUGUUUUUAAGCAGGGCAUUUGCUAUGGAAACUGAAGGAGUUUUUGAAGAUAAUCAUCACAAAUAUGGGUUCUUUUUUCCAGUGCCAAACAUCAAAUUGUUUAUUACAACAAGAGAAAAUGGUUAAGGAAUUGCAAAUUUCAUCUCAACAAUUCCUGGCUGCCUUUUUUUGGGGAAAGUUACAAUCUUUGCUCCUCUUUUACUUCUGUCUUGGGUUAAUAGUAGUUUGUUUGAAUUUUCUUUGAGUUGAAAGUGAUAGAAAUGCAUAUUCAUUUUUUGUGGCUUGUGGAUAUAUUAUCAUGACUGAUUCUUCAAGUAUGUAGUAGUACAAUUUGUGUAGUUUGAUAGAAAAUUGAUUUUGUGUAAGAAGGGUUGGUUUUUAUGAUGGAUUUGGAUAUUCUAGUUUUACAAUAUGUCUGACCAGAGAAUGGAACGAGGAAACUUAGUAACCGAUAGAAUCAAAUACACACGAUAAGGAAGAAAGAAUGGAAUUUUCAUAACUAGUUUUUCCUCUUUUUUUUUUUUUUUUAAAUAACAGUGGUGUCCGUGCAAGCUUUCGUGUAACUCGACUAAAUCCACGGUAUACCUGCCACCUCUAGCAAUAGAUAUUAGGUACUUUUGUCUACCAAGGCUAGGACAGAGAGGAAGAAUCACCUAGUGUUUUUUUGUUUCUGUUGGGAUUUGAACCUGAGACCUCAUGUUCUCAACCCACUUGAUUGCUAUGUCUCUUUUAUUUGUGAAAUUUAUUAAGUUUUAUCGUACCCGUGGACACACAAAAGACUAUUACUUAAUUGGUACUUAUUAGUUGAAUUAAAAUACACUUUCUGCUUUCCCCGUAAUAUAUAACUGAUUUGUGUUACAGUACUAUAGGAAUUUCUGUAUUAGUCCACCUUUUGCACUUCUGGUCUUCCUUUUUGUUUUUGAUUUGUUUUGUAUUGUACCAUGGCCUUCUGUUACAAGCUGUUUGCAUCCUAAGGGAAGAGUUCAUACUAAGGUCAGAAAUGACUAGGUUUGCACUAUUUAAACUUAGAAGUCAUUUAUUAAAUAUGUUAACCCCCCCCACCAAAAAAAAGGUUCAUCACAUAAAUGUAGGGAUAUUUAUUCAUCGCAGCUUUUAAUUAUUACCUAGCAGGUAAAAUGUUAGCAAUUUUUCCUACCCCUUGAAAAAAAAAAGAUUCAGAGGAGGAUCAUGACUCGUUCUCAUUGAUACCAGCAAAUUAUAUCUUCAGACUUUAAUAUUCCAGCUUCUUUUAAAUCAUGUUUCUUCUUAUCUACCAAGUAUAUUAAGUAAUAAUAACAGUAUUCUGUAACGGUCGAUUGUAGUGUUUAAUUUGCACCAAGAUUUUGUCUCUCUCCAACAAUCAGCUUUCCUGUUUUGGGUUAGGUGCUUAAUUGAGUUGACUAUUUAAGUUGAGUAACUUUUAUAUACCUUCCUGUCACCUCAUACAGUUGUUCUCUGGAAUAUAGAGUCUUUGUCACCAGUUAGCGAGAAGAUCUGGAUCACCAAAUAUGAUCUUUUAAAGGUGUAGCAACAGUCAGUGGUCUCACCAGUUAGCGAGAAGAUCUGGAUUACCAAAUAUGAUCUUAAAGGUGUAGCAACAACCAGUGGUAGGGAUGUGCAUUUCCCAUACAUUGGGUGGUUAUAACAAUAAAAUUGCAGACGAAGUACCUGAUUGAUGGUCCAUUUGGGCAUAAAUAUCAUGUUAUUUGCAAAUAUUGAUGUUUAUUAUUCACAAAUACGAGUAUUUGCUAGUACUUCUGCUUUCUGAAUUUCAACUGAACUGAUUUUAAGGUGCAUUUCAAGUGAAAUAUUUGUACGCGCAAAUCUUCAACUUCCACAGUUCUUUUUUCAAGUCAAGUUCAUAGAAGCCUGUUAUAGAGAUCUUCUAGAUUGAACAGCUCAGAAAACAUACGAGUGUCCUUCCAAGCAUUUUAUCUCGCAUUGUCUCUAGUAGGUUGAAAUGCUUAUGAUGUUACUAGCCGCUGCAGUAUCUGGAGCCUUCGAGGCAUUUGAUAUUCUGCUCAACUUCGUUUCAACUUUCUUUUGAAGCUUUGGAAUCAAUGAAGCGUAGCAGAUACUUCCUUUUUUCAGGGUGCAAAAAUGGAAGAAAAGGGGAAACAGGAUAGCACUGCCAAUAUGAUGAAUGUGAACGAGAAUUGUAUGGACAUUGAAAUCAUCUGUAGACAGGAAGAGAAUGUUGGUGAUCAGCUCCCUUAUGCAGAUGAAGAGCUGAUAACUCAUUUUCUUGAUAAGAAAAUGAUAGAUCAGCGCUUUCUCGAUCACACUGUUCAUGAUGUCGACUUCUUCUUGUACCAUCCUCAGCAGCUUUCUCAGAUCUUUCACUUGGUGAAAAACAGUAGUUUCAUUUUGACAGAGAUGUACCAUCCUUCUCAAGCGAAAGAAUGGUACUUUCUGAGCCCGUCAACCCAGAAGUAUACAGAGGGAAGUCAAUGUUACAGCUCGAACACUGAUGGAUAUUGGGAACCUUGUGGAGCAGAUUCUCUAUUCCACAAGGAUGGUAAGCUGAUUGGAUACCGAAAGACACUAAACUACAAUGAGGGGAAACAUGAGAAGGAUAGGAAGAGGACUGAAUGGCUAAUGCAUGAAUACAGACUGGACAGGAGCAGAGACGUAAGAACUGGUAGUACUUCUGAUGACAUGCAGUGGGUAUUUUGCAAGUUAUUCAAGUCGAGUGACAAUUUCCUGGCAGCAGAGGAUAAGGUAGUCACCAAAUUUGCUGGUCCAACUGAUGGGGUAUCUAGCACGGACCAUACAAUUCAAGGCCCAGAGGAAGCAAACGACGUAAUGGAUCAUAAGGGGCCUAGUAAUGGUUGUAGCUGUGAUUUGCAGUCUCUACCUGAAACUGAUCAGCGCACCACGACGCCCUACUCUUCUUCAAAAUUGCUUGAUCAGGCCAGUAAGAUUUCAAGCUUUGACAAACCUGUUACAUGCUCCCAGCGUGACCAGGGAACUAUUGUUUCCACUCCGACGCGUCAGUAUGUUCAGAGAACUACAGUUACUCUUUCACCACCUGCAUCUGAUCAAGGCUUUAUGAUGCCUCACUUACCGAAUGCAAAAUCUCAGCUUACGUGUGAUCAGGGAACUAGGCAUUCUCCUCCGCUUCCUCAAAAUGAUCAGAGAACAAAGCCUCCUACUUCGAUAGGGUCACACAAAGCUAACAGUGGUAUGGUUACUGACAAGGACUCAAGCAAAAGUCUAAGCUGUGAUUUACGUCCACAAGAUGUUGCAUCCAGCCAGGGCCUUGUGAUAUCUCGCUAUUCUGACAAAAUUCUUGAUGAGCCCACUGGAAUUUGCAGCUUUGAUGGGACCAUCGCCAACCAUGAGCUUGGUACUAUGCUUCCUUCUCGUCCACAACAUGGUAAGCAAAAGGUCCCUCCUGAACCUCAAUAUAAUCAGCAGACUAUGGUUCCUCCUCUUUCAGGCAUACACAAUGUGAAUAAUGAUGAGAUUAGUGCCAAGCCACCGACGCUCAACCGUCACUGUGUUGCAUCGGAUCUUCCUUCCUCUGAUCAAGUCCCUAAACGUCCAUUGGUUGAAGGUUCACCCCGUGAUAGUCAUGAAAAUGAAGCAGCUGUAGCACCAGGAUAUGAUGGGUGGCUGUUAUAUACUACAGAAAGGCUGUCACCAUUUAAUGGACCGUUUGAGUCCUUGACUGAAGAAGAGUUGGCCUUCUUUGACAAGCCUGAUCCUGAAUAUCCACAGGCCUAUGAGAAGAAAAGGCCAAGAAAUUAUUGAAAGUAAGAACCAUGAUAUUGUACUUCUACUAUUCCAUUGGAUCAAAUCAGUAUUAUAGUUUUUUUUUAAAAAAUUACGAACUUCCAGUUCUAGUUAGAACUACAAAAGGUAUGAAGGCACUGUAUAAAAGUUUCAGGGCCAAAUAAUUGUGGAGGCCUUCAGACAGUUGUUUUAGCAUUUAUCAUCUGUAUUAAAUAAUCUAUUACUGGUUUGUAUCUAUGUUUGUUGUUAUCUA